Momordica charantia (bitter melon) is the source of this 3435-nucleotide messenger RNA. RefSeq names its product Subtilase family protein. NCBI's taxonomy places the organism in Eukaryota, Viridiplantae, Streptophyta, Magnoliopsida, Cucurbitales, Cucurbitaceae. Gene Ontology annotation, biological process: proteolysis. The record is from RefSeq and is a predicted model, not a curated record. Gene Ontology annotation, molecular function: serine-type endopeptidase activity.
GGUGAUAUUUGUUUGAAUUAAAAUUUCCAAAGUUCCAGAAAUCUUUUCUUGACACCCAAAAAGUGCCCCUCGGAGUCAGAUCUUAGAAUAAGAACAAAGAAAAUGUUUUUGCCUCUUUACUUGGAUUACUGCUCCUUCACUCUCCAGCUCUGCCUCUGUCUGCCUGUAUUUAUCUGUAUUUUCUUCGCCUUUCAUUUUUUGGCUUUGAUUAAACAAAACGUUCAAAUUCACAUUACCCAAGAAAGUCUAUUUUUUUCCUUUUUUUUUUCGUUUUGCAGAUUGGCUAUUCCCCUCCCAAGCCAUUAAUACCUCUUCUUCUCUCACCUCCUUUACCUUCUCUCUCUCUCAAUACCCUCACUGGGUGCACAAAAAGUGAGCUAAAGUGGGUUCUUUAUCACCGAAAAGAAGAAGGGUCUGUUUUCUGGCCAUUAUUAUCACUUCCCCAUUUGAGAGGGGAAGUUUUCAUGGCUGUUUUCUUCCAUUGUCUUCUUGGAACUAUUAGCCCUUUAGAUUAGAGUCUCUUGUUUCGUGUUGGUGGUGCAUCUCUUGUUCCAUUUGAGUACCCAAAAAUGACCGUGAGUCUGUGAGCAAGCUUCUUCUUCAAGAUAUGGAGGGAAGGAGCUUCUGAUACACUGAAGAGAGUGUUUUCUUGAGUUUUAAUUACUGUUUCCCAAUGGAUAUUAUUCACUGUGCCCGUCUACUAUGUGUUGUCUGUUUUGGGAUGUUUCUAUGCGCAUCUUGUUUGGACGAAUUCGAUGAUUCAACAGCCGUGUACAUUGUAACUCUCAAGGAACCUUCUGCUGCUACUCAUUAUUAUGGGGAGCUUAGAAAAAAUACCACUUCUUUUAGAAUUGGUACUUCUGGUGGAUUAAGCAUCCACAAACCAAGAAAUAUAUCAAGAACACAUCGAAGAUAUAGCUCUUACAUAGCCCGAAUUCAUGAUUCGUUAUUGAGGAAGGUCUUGAAGGGGGAGAAAUAUCUGAAGCUGUACAGUUACCAUUUCUUGAUCAAUGGAUUUGCUGUGCUUGUUACCCAAGAACAGGCAAAUAAACUUUCAAAGAGGAGAGAGGUAGCAAAUGUUGUUCUGGAUUUCUCAGUUCGAACCGCUACGACCCAUACCCCACAGUUCUUGGGCCUCCCGCAGGGAGCAUGGUCUCAAGAUGGUGGCUAUGAAUCUGCUGGAGCUGGAAUUGUGAUAGGGUUCAUUGAUACUGGCAUUGACCCUACACACCCCAGCUUUGCCGACGAUUUGACUGAUAAUCCGUUUCCUAUUCCGUCUCACUUCUCUGGAAUCUGUGAGGUAACUCCAGAUUUUCCAUCUGGGUCAUGCAACCGGAAGCUUGUGGGAGCGCGCCAUUUUGCAGCAUCAGCUAUAACAAGAGGAAUAUUUAAUGCAUCUCAGGAUUAUGCGUCACCAUUUGAUGGUGAUGGACAUGGCACGCAUACAGCUUCAAUUGCUGCUGGAAACCAUGGCAUUCCAGUGCUAGUUGCUGGGCAUCACUUUGGGAAUGCCAGCGGGAUGGCUCCACGUUCACAUAUUGCUGUUUACAAAGCACUGUACAAAAGCUUUGGAGGUUUUGCUGCUGAUGUUGUGGCUGCUGUUGAUCAGGCUGCUCAGGAUGGGGUGGAUAUAAUAAGUUUAUCGAUCACACCGAACAGGCGGCCUCCCGGUAUUGCAACGUUUUUCAAUCCCAUAGACAUGGCGCUACUCUCUGCAGUAAAGGCCGGUAUAUUUGUUGUGCAAGCAGCUGGGAAUACUGGACCAGCACCAAAGAGCAUGUCUUCAUUCAGUCCAUGGAUCUUUACUGUCGGCGCUGCUUCUCAUGAUAGAAGCUACGCUAACUCUAUAAGCCUUGGCAACAAUGUCACCAUUCCGGGAGUUGGACUUGCACCUGGAACUUAUAAUGACACGAUGUACAAACUAGUUGCUGCAAUACAUGCUUUGAGCAAUGGCACAAACGUUUCGGAUGACAUGUAUGUGGGUGAAUGCCAAGACGCCAGUAAUUUCGAUCGGGAUCGAGUGGAAGGGAACCUUCUAAUAUGCAGCUACUCAAUCAGAUUCGUGCUCGGGCUUUCCACAGUUAAACGGGCUUUACAAACCGCAAAGAACUUGAGUGCUGCUGGUGUCAUUUUCUAUAUGGAUUCUUUUGUCAUAGGUUUUCGACUUAACCCAAUUCCAAUGAAAAUGCCUGGCAUCAUAAUUUCAUCACCAGAAGACUCCAAGAUACUUCUCCAAUACUACAACUCCUCUUUGGAAGUAGAUGGAUUAACAAAGAAAAUCUCUAAAUUUGGAGCUGUUGCUUGCAUAUCUGGAGGAUUAAAGGCAAAUUAUAGCACUUCCGCCCCACAAAUUAUGUAUUAUUCUGCUAGAGGACCUGAUCCAGAAGACAGUUCUCUUGAUGAUUCUGAUAUUGUGAAGCCCAACUUGGUAGCUCCUGGAAAUUCCAUAUGGGCUGCCUGGAGCUCUGUUGCCACUGACUCUAUCGAAUUUCUCGGUGAAAACUUCGCAAUGAUGUCAGGAACAAGCAUGGCUGCUCCUCAUAUUGCUGGCCUUGCCUCACUCAUAAAGCAGAAGUUCCCUAGUCUUAGUCCUUCAGCCAUUGCAUCUGCGCUAUCCACAACUGCUUCUCUUUACGACAGGACUGGUGGACCGAUCAUGGCUCAGCGUGCUUAUGCUAACCCCGAACAGAACCAGUCUCCUGCUACGCCUUUUGAUAUGGGAAGUGGUUUUGUAAAUGCAACUGCAGCUCUCAACCCGGGAUUGAUCUUUGAUUCUAGUUACGAUGAUUACAUGUCAUUUCUUUGCGGUAUCAAUGGAUCAGCUCCUGUGGUGUUCAACUACACGGGCCAGAACUGCAGAGUUUACAAUUCUAGCAUCAGUGGAGCUGAUUUGAACUUGCCUUCUGUCACGAUCGCGAAACUCAACCAGUCGAGAGUAGUGCAACGAUCUGUGACCAACAUUGCUGGACCUGAGUUUUAUAGUGUUGGUUGGAGUGCUCCUUAUGGGAUUUCUUUGAAGGUUUCUCCAACUCGAUUUUCAAUCGGCAAUGGCGAGAAACAAGUGCUAACCAUAUUCUUCAACGCCACGAUGAACAGCUCGGUCGCUAGCUUUGGUAGAAUUGGACUUUUUGGGAGUGAAGGCCAUAUUGUCAACAUUCCUCUUUCAGUGAUUUCGAAGAUCUCAUAUAACAAUACUACUAAUUGAGAGAGUUGGAGGCAAAAAAAGAUGAUUGAAUGUAUUUUAUUUGUUACCUUCUGCUGCUCCUCUGCUCUGCCUUUUUUAUUCCUUUCUUUUUUGAAUAAUUUGGAGGGUGUGUUAACCAAUUUUUUCAUUCAUUUUUGGUGUACAUGUUUUGUGAUGUAAAAGGAAAAGCUAGCAGCUGUCUGUAAUGAAGAUUAAGAUUCAAAAGGGAGGUAAUAACUGAGUUGAUUCUC